Messenger RNA from Oncorhynchus kisutch (coho salmon), 2048 nucleotides. RefSeq names its product probable G-protein coupled receptor 132. The transcript is spliced from 3 exons. Gene Ontology annotation, cellular component: membrane. Lineage: Eukaryota; Metazoa; Chordata; Actinopteri; Salmoniformes; Salmonidae. Gene Ontology annotation, molecular function: G protein-coupled receptor activity. Bases 604 to 1587 code for a protein of 327 amino acids. Gene Ontology annotation, biological process: G protein-coupled receptor signaling pathway. The record is from RefSeq and is a predicted model, not a curated record.
AACGAGGGAAAAGGGAGAAAGAGGGCGGAGAGGAGUGAGUGUUUCUGUUCAGGAAAAGAAAGGGGUUCUCCUGCGGUUCUCAGGAUGUUGCCCUUUAAGCCUGGAAAAGUUGGCUUCCUGUCCAGGGUAACAAUCAGAGAAUAGACAAGGCCCUGAGGAUUAUGACGCUGUGUUCCUUCAGCAGCAGACACAGUCACUUUGUGUUGUACACUAAGCAGCUGGAGGGAAGAAGAGGUUUUCCACCAGGAUUUGAGAUCACUGGAUCCUAAGCAGAAUGGAAUUUGCGUGAUGGAUACCUGACUCUAGGAGCCAAUAGAAACAAUAUGGACAUAUCACAUGCAUAUGAAUUUAUAGAUUUUAUGAAUGAUUUGGAUUAGAAAACUUCCUCUGUCGAGUGCAUCUAUUUCCACCUUUUCUAUCAGAAGUAUUGUAUUUAUGAAUGAAUUGAAUGGAUAUAAAUCCAGAGACUGUCACACCACUGUCUCUCUCUGGGAAUAUAGAUUUGCACCAGAGGGUGAAAUAAGCACCUGUGUACUGUAGUACCUGGUUUCUUGUCAGGGGACUUUGAGGGUAUCCCCCCUCACCCAGAGACUGUCAGAGACCAUGUCCAACAGCAAUGACAGCUGCAACCUCCCCCUGAACACCGACACACUUGGUCUCACCUACAUCUACAGCCUGGCCUUCUCACUCGGUCUCCCUUGCAACCUGCUGUCCCUCUGGGGACUGUACCAACUGGGUCGGUCCGGCGGGGGUGGUUGUCAGCUGGUCUACAUCCUCAACCUGCUGCUCUCUGACCUCCUCCAGCUCCUCACCCUCCCUCUCUGGAUCCUCUAUCUCCAGGGGGCGCACCGCUGGCCCUACGGCCGCCCCGCCUGCGAGUUCGUGGGCUAUGUCUUCUACGUCAACGUCUACGCUAGCGUGGUGUUCCUCUGUAUCAUCGCACUGGACCGUUGCCUGGCAAUAGUACACCCGCUGAGUAGUCGUGGCGUUCGGACCGUGCGGGUGGCAGCGGUAUUGGGGGUGGCGGUCUGGACACUGACCUUUCUGUUCUGUUUGGGCGGGCUUCUUCCGUCAGUGUUUGAUGCGGAGAGGCUGUUGUGUCUGGAGCAGUACCCUGUCAGCCUCAGAUAUGCUCACUUUAAGAUUGCUACGGUUGUCAUGGGGUUCCUGCUGCCCUGUGGUAUACUGGGCUACACUUCUGCCCGCAUAGGUGUGACUCUCCAUCACUCGCCAUCCGUCUCCGACCAGGGCCGUCACAAAAUCACAGGCAUCCUCAUCGUCAUCACCGUCAUCUUCAUCGUCGUCUUCGGACCCUACCACCUCGUCGGGGGGUACCGUUUCGUCUCCUUGCUCCUCACAGAUGACCCCUGUGAGUUGGAGCGUUCCAUUUUCCUGUGUUACCGGCUGUGCUAUGGCCUGACGAGCCUCAACACCCUGUUGGACCCUCUGUUCUACAUCUUCCUGUGUCAUGACGCCCGUCUGGAGCUCCGCAGGUCACUGACGCCCUGUCUGGGACAGGGGCACACAGCCCCCAAACAGGUAAGACUCAGUCUCAGAGGGAAUCCUGAUGAGAGUGACAGUGUGUAGAGAGACUGGAUUGGACACAUUUUUGAGUUUCCUGUUCCUUUGAUUCUGAGGAAGAAGAAUCUGGAUAAACUGUAUUAUGUUACCCAUUUCUUGUUCUUUGAUGGUUGAGAGGAGAGGACACAUUUUGUGGUGACACCAGCCAUACACUACAAUGCAGUGUUUUCAUAGACUUGCUCAAGGAACUGACUCCACUGGUUUGGCUGCUGAGAAUUGGUGAUGGGGAAAAAAGCAGCAAUUGUGCCACCUAGUGGGGAGAGCAUGUAUGCUGUUGGCUGAAAUUGGAAAAGGUGUUUCCAUCUUCUUCACCUUUCUGCUGACAGUCAUCUCUAACUUAUAAUGCACUGCAAUAGCUGCCUCAGUUUAUACAGCCAUAUGAAUGACUAUCUGUGGAUAUCAACAAUAAUGUCAUAUGUCUUGAUUACUUGCUUAUUGCAGUAAAUAAAGUCAUUUUAAAUACCUUA